Messenger RNA from Cetraspora pellucida, 549 nucleotides. Lineage: Eukaryota; Fungi; Glomeromycota; Glomeromycetes; Diversisporales; Gigasporaceae. The record is from the annotation of a GenBank genome assembly.
AUGUCUUCUAGCAAAUGCAAAGAUAAAACUACACUUACUAAUAAACAGAGACAAGACAUCAUCACAUAUAAAAGUAAAUAUCCUAAUAUUAGCAAUGUCGAACUUGUAGACUGGAUAAAAAAAAAAUUUAAACUUGAUGUUCAUUCAAGUACUAUUGGAUGCCUAAUAAAAAAUAAAGAAGAUAUCGAAAGUAACCCUGCUGCAAAAAGACAAAGAACGGUUCAACAUCCAGAACUUGAAAAUACAUUACUCGAGUGGGUUCUACAAAAUCAAGAAAGAGUAAUUUUAAGUGAUGCAAUUCUAAUAGAAAAAGCAAAAACUUUUGCUCAAAUGUUAGAAAUACCUGAUCUUAAGUUUUCACAAGGCUGGCUAUACAAGUUCAAAAAAAGGUAUGGAUUAGGACGGGUAAAAAAGCAUGGAGAAGAUGCCUCCAUGGAUGAUGCUGUUGUUGCUGCUGCCAUUCCUAAAUUGAAAGAAUUAUUAGAAGAAUAUGAUCCAAAGGAUAUUUACAAUAUGGACGAAACUGGUCUUGAACCCGAUACUACUUGA